UGCCCAUCCCCUCGAAGGCCAACGGCACCACCAUUUCCACCCUGUCAAUGAACAAAGAUGGCCUGAUCGGAGGGGUGACGAAUCCCAACGAGGUCUUCUGCUCCGUGCCUGGCCGCCUCUCUCUUCUCAGCUCCACCUCCAAGUACAAGGUGACCGUCGGGGAGGUGCAGAGAAGGCUCUCGCCCCCCGAGUGUCUCAACGCCUCUCUCCUCGGUGGAGUCCUCCGCAGAGCAAAAUCAAAAAAUGGGGGUCGGUGUUUAAGGGAAAGGUUAGAGAAAAUCGGACUAAAUCUACCUGCAGGAAGGCGCAAAGCUGCCAACGUCACCCUGCUGACAUCCCUCGUGGAAGGCGAAGCCGUUCACCUGGCUCGGGAUUUUGGGUACGUGUGCGAAACGGAGUUCCCAGCCAAGGCGGCGGCAGAAUACCUCUGCCGACAGCACUCCGACCCCACGGAGCUCCACACCAGGAAAAACAUGCUGCUGGCUACCAAGCAAAUUUGUAAAGAGUUUGCAGACUUGAUAGCCCAGGAUCGCUCGCCGCUGGGGAACAGCCGCCCCUCACUCAUCUUAGAGCCCGGCGUCCAGAGCUGUUUGACUCAUUUCAGCUUGAUAACCCACGGCUUUGGGGGCCCAGCCAUCUGCGCAGCGCUCACAGCCUUCCAGAACUACCUGGUGGAGUCCCUUAAGGGGCUGGAUAAAAUGUUCAUGAACAGCACAGGGAACGGGCACACAGCCGGAGACUCCAAAGCGUCAGAAAAAGAAGUGAAGCAUCGGAAAUAA
Molecule: messenger RNA, 779 nt
Organism: Pygoscelis adeliae (Adelie penguin)
Lineage: Eukaryota; Metazoa; Chordata; Aves; Sphenisciformes; Spheniscidae
Gene: TFAP2E
Product: transcription factor AP-2 epsilon (activating enhancer binding protein 2 epsilon)
Exons: 4
Biological process (GO): regulation of transcription by RNA polymerase II; regulation of cell population proliferation; anatomical structure development
Cellular component (GO): nucleus
Molecular function (GO): DNA-binding transcription factor activity, RNA polymerase II-specific; RNA polymerase II transcription regulatory region sequence-specific DNA binding
Source: RefSeq, a predicted model, not a curated record